Messenger RNA from Trichosporon asahii var. asahii CBS 2479, 1596 nucleotides. RefSeq lists its product as uncharacterized. The coding region runs from base 1 to 1596 and encodes 531 amino acids. Lineage: Eukaryota; Fungi; Basidiomycota; Tremellomycetes; Trichosporonales; Trichosporonaceae. The transcript has 3 exons. The record is from RefSeq and is a predicted model, not a curated record.
AUGGUCGCGUUGAGGAUCGCCUUACUUGCGGUGACUGCACUUGCAGCCCAGGUGGAGCUGGAGAAGCGAAUCUCUGUCCCGUCUGUCGACUUGACUUCGAACAGUACCCGUGUCCCUAAGGCUAUCAUAACCUCCAAGAAUGGGGCCAACGUGACUAUCAGUGGUCUCGCGCUUCCUGGCUACGAUGCGUACCUUGGGAUCCCAUUUGCGGAGCCUCCUGAUCGCAGCUAUGGUGGCGGAUUUAUCGCCGGAGCCGCAUCCACCUACAUUUCCGGUCCAAUGAUCCAGUACGGCGUUGACACGAAGCGGCCGUUCAUUUUGGUCGCGAUGAACUAUCGAUUGGGUAUUCUCGGGUGGGGAUACGGCAAGGACGUCGCCCAGAACAAGGCAGGAAACUUGGGCAUCAGAGACCAGAUCCUCGCCUUGGAGUUCGUCCGAGACCACAUCUCAGCGUUUGGAGGCGACCCAGCCAAGGUUACGCUGUUCGGGCAGUCGGCCGGAGCCAUUUCAACGUCGAUCAUUAUGCUCAACCAAACCCAAAACCUAUUUCGCGGCGCCAUUAUGCAGAGUGGAGCCCAAAGUACAGCGCCCAUUACCAACACCAGUACUGGAUGGAACGCGCCGUACAACAACACUGCGCAGAACGCCGGAUGCAUGGCACCCAACACCACCAACCUCGGUAAUCUCACCACCUGGCAGUGUUUGAAGCGCAUCCCGGCCGACACUCUAAUGGCUGCAGCGGCCAAAACCAAAGCCAGCCUUCAAUACUCUCUGCCGUACAUCUGGGCGCCUUCUGUCGAUGGUGACAUUGUCCCAGAGUCGCCUUGGAAGAUGCUGCAGGAGGGCCGCUUCUCUCGGGUACCUUUCAUCACUGGAAACGUCCGUGAUGAGGGCACUGGCACGCUCCCGACGUGGCUGAAUAGCUCGAUUCCGCUCUCCUUCGCCUUUGGUUUGCUCCAACCUCAAGUGUCAAACCCAUCGAGCUUCCUCAAGGUGCUGGCAGCUUACCCGAACGUCACCGCUCUCGGUUCUCCUUACGGAACCGGCAAUGAAACUUUCGGUCUCGACCCCAUUUUCAAACAGGCCGCUUCCAUUGUCGGCGAUGAGGCUUUCCAGUCUCGUCGCCGCUACUUCAUCCGUCAGGCCAACAAGUUUAAUUUCACUCGGACCUGGUCGUAUGAGUUCAGAGGCGAGACGCCCGGAGCACCACCUUACACAGGAAGACGAGGGAUGAUGAACUAUUGGAUCAACUUUGCCUAUUACCUGGACCCCAACGGCAACAUGACCCAUAAUCCUCACGUGAACACCACCAACACAACAGUCACAUACGCCAAAGGUAAUUGGAAAAACCCGGCGGUGCGCCAGAAGAAGGGCCAGGACGGCAAGAAGGAUGGCGCCCAAAAGGAUAAAGGCGGUAAGCACGCACUGGAGAGGACCGUCUGGAGGCCACACGCUUUCCCUGAGAACAAGAAUGCGAUGCUGUUUGCGCCCGGAAACCUCACAAUGAUCCAGGACGAUUAUCGUGAGCAGCAAAUGCAGGUGUUCGAUGGACCUGAGAUGGCGAAGGACCUCAACUACCGGCGUGGCAUACUUUGA